Molecule: messenger RNA, 627 nt
Organism: Sorex araneus (European shrew)
Lineage: Eukaryota; Metazoa; Chordata; Mammalia; Eulipotyphla; Soricidae
Product: keratin-associated protein 4-3-like
Exons: 2
Coding region: 1-627 (208 amino acids)
Cellular component (GO): keratin filament
Source: RefSeq, a predicted model, not a curated record
AUGGUGAACUCUUGUAGCUCUGUCUGUUCUGGCCAGGGCUGCGGCCAAGGCCUCUCCCAGGAGACCUGCUGCAGCCCCAGCUGCUGUCAGCCCACCUGCUGUCGUUCCAGCUGCUGCCGUCCCUCCUGCUGCAUCUCCAGCUGCUGCCGCCCCUCCUAUUCUAGCUCCAGCUGCUGUGGUUCCAGCUGCUGCCGCCCCUCCUACUGUGGUUCCAGCUGCUGCCGCCCCUCCUAUUCUAGCUCCAGCUGCUGUGGUUCCAGCUGUUGCCGCCCCUCCUGCUGUGUAACCAGCUGCUACCGCCCCUCCUGCUGUGGUUCCAGCUGCUGCCGCCCCUCCUGCUGUGGAUCCAGCUGCUGCCGCCCCUCCUGUUCUAGCUCCAGCUGCUGUGGUUCCAGCUGCUGCCGCCCCUCCUGCUGUGUAACCAGCUGCUACCGCCCCUCCUGUUGCAGUUCCAGCUGCUGCCGCCCCUCCUGCUGUGGAUCCAGCUGCUGCCGCCCCUCCUGUUCUAGCUCCAGCUGUUGUGGUUCCAGCUGCUGCCGCCCCUCCUGCUAUAUCUCCAGCUGCUGCCGCCCCUCCUGCUGCCAGACCACCUGCUGUAAAACAACUUGCUGUCGUCCUAGCUGCUAA